This is a messenger RNA of Eupeodes corollae, 570 nucleotides long. Its product is annotated as larval cuticle protein 65Ag1-like. Gene Ontology annotation, molecular function: structural constituent of chitin-based larval cuticle. The transcript is spliced from 2 exons. The record is from RefSeq and is a predicted model, not a curated record. The coding region runs from base 75 to 398 and encodes 107 amino acids. Lineage: Eukaryota; Metazoa; Arthropoda; Insecta; Diptera; Syrphidae. Gene Ontology annotation, cellular component: chitin-based extracellular matrix.
UUGUAAGUCAUUCAAGUCUUUGUGUUUCUUCAGCUCGCAUCCAGCUUCAAGCAAAACAACCAAAAAACCUCAACAUGAAAUUCGUCAUUGUUUUCGUUGCUCUUUUCGGUUUGGCCUUAGCCGCUCCACCAAAAAGCUACACAGACGCUGUCGUCACCCGCUCUGAAUCCGUUGUAGAGCCUUUGAGCUACAACUACGCUGUUGAAACCAGCGAUGGCAAGUCUGCCAGCGAAGAUGGACACAUUGAGAACCAAGGAGCUGAGGAUGAAGCUAUUGCUGUCAAGGGUCAAUUCUCCUACGUUGGCGAUGAUGGUAUCACUUACUCUGUUAGCUACAUUGCCGACAAGAACGGUUUCCAACCACAAGGUGCUCAUUUGCCAGUUGCUCCAGUCGCCUAAGUUAUAACGUUGUUGACUUCUUCUGAUUUUCCGAAUCUUACGCCUAAUUCUGUCUAUUUAUUGUUAUCCUUCUCCCAGCCAAUGGGAGAACUACAAGUAAUGAUAAGAGUUGUUAACUAGUCUUUACAUAAGUGAAAUAAAAAAAAAACGAUUUUUAUACACACAAAUUAAA